AUGUUAAAAUUUAUUUUUAUAAUAUUAUUUAUAUUUUUUUUAUCUUUUUUUAAGAAUUUUUUUUGAACGGUUCAAAAUUUAUUAUUUUUAAUAAGUUUUAUAUUUAUAUUAAGUUUAAGUUCUUUAAAUUAUUUUAAUUAUAUUUCUUACUAUUUUGGGAUUGAUAUAAUUUCUUAUGGAUUAAUUUUAUUAAGAUUUUGAAUUUGUUCAUUAAUAUUAAUAGCAAGAGAAAAAGUAUUUUAUUAUAAUAAUUAUGAAAAAUUAUUUAUUUUUAUAAUUUUAUUUUUAUUAUUAAUAUUAGUAUUAACUUUUAGUUCUAUAAGAAUAUUUAUAUUUUAUUUAUUUUUUGAAGCAAGUUUAAUUCCUACCUUAUUUUUAAUUUUAGGUUGAGGAUAUCAACCUGAGCGAUUACAAGCUGGAAUUUAUUUAUUAUUUUAUACUUUAUUAGCUUCUUUACCUUUAUUAAUUGGAAUUUUUUAUACUUUAUAUUUUUUAAAUAGUUUAUCUUUUACUUUAUUGUUAAAUUAUAGAUUUAUAAAUAUAAAUUUAUUAUAUUUAUCUAUAAUUUUUGCUUUUUUAGUUAAAAUACCAAUAUUUUUAGUUCAUUUAUGAUUACCUAAGGCUCAUGUUGAAGCUCCCGUUUCUGGUUCAAUAAUUUUAGCUGGUAUUUUAUUAAAAUUGGGGGGAUAUGGUCUUUUACGAAUAUUUUCAUUGUUACAAAAUUCUGGAGUUAAAUAUAAUUAUUGAUGAAUUAGAAUUAGUUUAGUAGGAGGAGUAUUAAUUAGUUUAGUUUGUUUACGACAAACAGAUUUAAAGGCUUUAAUUGCAUAUUCAUCAGUAGCUCAUAUAGGAAUUGUUUUAAGAGGGUUAUUAACUAUGACUUAUUGAGGAUUAACAGGAUCAUAUGCAUUAAUAAUUGCUCAUGGGUUAUGUUCAUCAGGAUUAUUUUGUUUAGCAAAUAUUUCUUAUGAACGAAUAGGAAGUCGUAGUUUAUUAAUUAAUAAGGGGUUAUUAAAUUUUAUACCUACUUUAAGUUUAUGGUGAUUUUUAUUAUGUUCAGGUAAUAUAGCUGCUCCUCCAACUUUAAAUUUAUUAGGAGAAAUUUCUUUAUUAAAUAGAAUUGUUGCUUGAUCAUGAGUUUCUAUAAUUAUAUUAUCUUUAUUAUCAUUUUUUAGAGCUGCAUAUUCAUUAUAUUUAUUUGCUUAUAGACAACAUGGAAAAAUUUAUUCUGGAGUUUAUUUUUUUUCUGUUGGGUCUGUUCGAGAAUUUUUAUUAUUAAUAUUACAUUGAUUACCUUUAAAUUUAUUAAUUUUAAAAAGUAAUUUUUGUAUAUUAUGAAUUUA
Molecule: messenger RNA, 1343 nt
Organism: Anopheles nili
Lineage: Eukaryota; Metazoa; Arthropoda; Insecta; Diptera; Culicidae
Source: the annotation of a RefSeq genome assembly